AUGGUGUCCCUGAGCGACUUCCAGCGGAUCGGAGUGGGCCUGGUCGGCUUCGGCCUCUUCUUCCUCCUCUUUGGGAUCCUCCUGUACUUCGACUCGGUGCUCCUGGCUUUUGGGAACCUCCUCUUCCUCUCUGGCUUGGUCUUCAUCAUCGGCUUCCGGAGGACCUUCACCUUCUUCUUCCAGCGGCCCAAGCUGAAGGGCACCAGCUUCUUCUUCGGGGGGCUCAUUGUGGUCCUCAUGCGGUGGCCGAUCCUGGGCAUGCUGCUGGAGGCCUACGGCUUCAUCUCCCUCUUCAGGAGCUUCUUCCCAGUGGCUUUUGGGUUUUUGGGCUCUCUGGCAAACAUCCCCCUGCUGAGCCAGGGGAGGAGAAUCCCGCAGGGAUGGAGGAUCCCGGGCUAUAAAAGCUUCCAGCCCUGCGGGAAGGGACGGGACGGCGCCGCCGGCAGGGAGGGGACAGCGGGGGACACGAUGGCGGUGGCACCCAGCAGGAGCCUGCGGCGCUGCCUGCUGCUCCUGGCCGUCACCUGGGGCGCCACUUUUGUCCCCUCGCCAGCCCAGGCUUUGCAGAGGUAG
This is a messenger RNA of Agelaius phoeniceus (red-winged blackbird), 573 nucleotides long. The record is from RefSeq and is a predicted model, not a curated record. NCBI's taxonomy places the organism in Eukaryota, Metazoa, Chordata, Aves, Passeriformes, Icteridae.